CAAAAUUCGGUUUUGUCGUGCGUGCGAAGCAGCAGUGCUCUUCUUGUAGUUGGUUUUGUUUAAUUUUUAUGUUCCUUUAUUUAAAUAAAAAAAAAAGAAAAAUGAUAACAAUUUAAAAGAAUACCAAUUUUCAAUUAAGUGUCGGUUACUGUAUUUGCAAAUUAUAAGCAUUAAAAACUUUCGUCGGGAAAAAAUUCCAAGGUGAUUUGAUAUCUAAAGAAAAAAAAGUCAAAUUUGCACAGAAUUCCUAUUGAAAAAAAAAAUCAGUUCACAGUGAAGAAUUUUUCUUGUACCCUGUCAAAAUGUAUAAAUUGUUGUCUCAUUCGCGGAAAUAAUAUUUUCCUUUUUAUUUACAACGAUAAAAGAGUACCAAUCUAUUUAUCAAAGGUGUUUUCUUCUGACGGAAAAAAUGCAGUAAUUCCAAAACCUAAACACGACAAAUCAAAAAGAAGAGUUACCGGGCGAGCACCUUAAUAGGAAAAAAUAUGUACAUUUUUCAAUAUCAAUCAUAGCGUGUUCUGCUUCAAUACUACAACACAAACCAUAAUUAUUUAACAUCAAAACACAGUGGUGAAUAAAUUUAAAAUCAAAACCGAAAAAAUACUAAACAACUCAAAAUGUAAGCCACUUGUUCAAUACUCAAAAUAAACUAUAAUAACUGUAAAAAGAAGGCUAAUUGAUUUUGUUAUUUUUUUCAAAUGUAAUUAAACUUCGUCGUACACUUACUUACCAUCAGCUCACGCACAUGGAAUCGUUAAAUCUAUUUCUUUGGCCAAACACAUACACGAAAUAAUACUGUAGUUAAUGAAAAAUUGUAACCUAAACAAAACAAAAAAAUUAUUAUAAAUUAGAGCAAAUUGUCAAAUUUAAAUUAUAGAGAAAAAAAUAAGAAAUCCAGAAAAAUGUCCAAAAUUCGUCGCGUUGUUGUUGGCUGCUUAUCGAAAACUAUAAUCCGAUUUGAAUAGUGCCGGUUAAACACAUUAUUUUUGACGACGAUUAUUUUUCACAGAAAUAAACGUAUGAAUAAACGAUAGAACCGUAUUUGCAGUCCGAUUUUUGUUUCGAUUACAAUAUUGUUAGCAUUGAACGACACGGGGCGGAUAGAAAACUUAAAUCUCAAGUUGACAAUUGAAAGGAGAAAAAAUUGAUCCUUCGCGGGUGCUUUCGCGCAUUAAUUUGUUUGAACUUUGGUUGAAAAUUCGAUAUAAUAGUGUCGAUAUUUUAGCCAAUAACAAUAAUGCAGCGAAGAGAAGCACGUGAUCGCCAGCCAAGUGGUGGAACACAAGCACCUAGUUCAUCAGCUGCUGGUGGCGGGGGUGGUGGAGGAGCUGGUGCUAGAACAGCAAACAGUUCCGGCAACAUGUAUUCCGCCCGCCAUUCAGUGGGCUCCUCAACGGGGGUCCUAAUGGUAGGACCGAAUUUCCGUGUUGGCAAAAAAAUUGGCUGUGGUAAUUUUGGAGAAUUGCGAUUAGGUCGCCGUUUGUGCGCUUUUGGAUCAGGAAAAAAUCUUUACAACAAUGAACACGUAGCAAUAAAAAUGGAGCCGAUGAAAUCAAAGGCUCCGCAACUACAUUUAGAGUAUAGGUUUUAUAAAUUAUUAGGAUCACAUGAUAAUUUUCCAGAGGGUAUACCACGUGUCUAUCAUCUGGGCACAUGUGGUGGCCGUUACAAUGCCAUGGUAUUAGAAUUAUUGGGACUAUCAUUAGAAGAUCUCUUCAAUAUUUGUUCCCGUAAAUUUUCCCUUAAGACUGUUCUGAUGAUAGCUAAGCAACUACUCCACCGGAUCGAAUAUGUUCAUAGUCGACACCUAAUUUAUAGAGAUGUUAAACCUGAAAAUUUUUUAAUUGGUAGAACAUCAACAAGACGAGAAAAAAUUAUUCACAUAAUUGAUUUCGGGCUGGCCAAAGAAUAUAUUGAUUUAGAUACAAAUAGACAUAUACCAUAUCGGGAACAUAAAUCAUUAACGGGCACCGCACGUUACAUGUCAAUAAACACACACAUGGGCAGGGAGCAAUCAAGACGUGAUGAUUUAGAAGCAUUAGGUCAUAUGUUUAUGUACUUUUUAAGAGGUUCACUGCCGUGGCAAGGUCUUAAGGCUGAUACACUUAAGGAGAGGUAUCAGAAAAUUGGUGAUACUAAACGUGCAACGCCUAUUGAGGCGCUUUGCGAUGGUCAUCCGGAGGAGUUCGCAACAUAUCUAAGAUAUGUGCGGCGAUUAGAUUUCUUUGAAACACCAGACUAUGAUUUCUUGCGAAGACUGUUUCAAGACUUAUUUGAACGUAAAGGUUACGUGGAUGAUGGUGAAUUCGAUUGGACAGGGAAGACAAUGACAAAACAACAAAUGGAGGCAAUGAAGGCAAUCAAAAAUGCACCUCCUUCACAUUUAGGCAAAAAUGAAUCGGAUAAGUCAACACCUGUUGGAUCUCUUCAAACUGGUCAUGAAGUCAUCAUUUCACCAAAUAAGGAUCGUCAUAAUGUUACAGCUAAGACAAAUGCCAAAGGAGGCGUUGCAGCAUGGCCUGAUGUACCGAAACCAGGCGCCACGCUUGGUAAUCUAACACCAGCCGACAGGCAUGGUUCAGUACAGGUUGUGAGUUCGACAAAUGGCGAAUUGAAUGCAGACGAUCCCACGGCCGGACACUCAAAUACUCCUAUAACACAGCAGCCAGAGGUUGAACUUGUGGACGAAACAAAAUGGUUUAUGUGUCUUUCCAGAUGUUGUUGCUUCUUUAAAAGAAAGAAGAAGAAAUCAUCACGCCAAAAAUGACUAGAUGGUGUCCAAUGUAGUCCAGAGCGUGAAGCAGUAACACUGCUUCGUGCAACGUCACAUUCAAAUUCAAGGGAUAGUGUAUUAAAUAAUCCUAGUCAGGAUUAUAUACAACAAGCGACGUCACAACAUACGUUGCGGUAUCCUCCAUCCGCGUCGAUAUUGACGCCAACACCAACUACAAAUACGCCGACACUUCCGUUGUAAUUUAAUUUAAAACAAACAAAAAAAAAUGCAAAAAAAAAAUUAAAAAAAAAAUAUUAUAAUUAAUUAAUUAUUAUUAUUAUUAUGUAUUGAUUUAUUUACUAUAAUUAUAUUAUUAAUUAUUAUUAUGUCAAAUAAAUAAGUUCAAUAAAAAAAAAAAAAAAAACAUCAAAAAGAGAUCCUUAAACAAAACCAGACAAAACAAGAUAAUGCAUCAAAACAAAACGCGCGUGUAGCUAAAUGUUAAAAAUCCAGGAUAUAAUAUUGAGCAAAUCAAAUAAUUUUUUAAUAUUUUGCUGCAAUAACAUCAAAUAAACAAAAAAUAGAAUAGAAGGAAUUACAUAAUUUAUUUUAAUAAAGAAAAAACAAAAAAUAAUAAGCUACCUACUUCGAGUAUUCAUUAUUAUUAAAAUCUUUUUACUAAAAUCCCUUUCCCCCCAGACACAAGCACACUUAUACCCGUAGUCUUAGGGCCAACGACUGAUUCAACUGAAGUGUUCUGUACUGACCUGACAUUUCUUCAAGUAAUUUCUAUAAUUCAAAUCUGCAAGCAAUAUAAAAAGCUAUGCAAAUAGUAAAUUAAUGGCUUUAAAUAAGUGCCAUAAUCACUGGCCUAUUGCCAACUCAUUAGCAACUUAAAGGUUUAGAUAAGGUUUUUUUUUCACAUUGAAGCACUAAUAUCUGCUUUUGAACCUUUUUAUGUGUUAUGACAGAAAGAUUAUGAGUUUUUUAUUUUACAACUUGGCUUAACAUUUCUGACUUGAUUAAAGGCAAUACUAUAAUUUGACAACAUUCAUUCAAAUCCUUAACUUAUAAAGCUCUCCUAAUAUAUCUUUGCUAGUCACAUUAUUUUUUUUUUUCUAAAUCCUUUAAAGAGUUUGUACUCACAUUUUUUGUUGCGUUAAAUUUCUUGUUUAAAAAUUUUGCAUUGGACUUAUGGAAGUCACUUUAACAAGUUUGAGGUCUACAUAAUUAUGAACUAAAGUCAAAUCGGGAGCUGGUCCUUCUACUGUUAUUAUUACUACCUACUCCUUUAAAAAAUCCCGUGCAAUCCCAGCUCCUUUUGUACUAUUUCUUUUUAUAUUUUUUUAUCAUGCUAUCCCUUUAUGCCUUAAUCCACCACCAUCAUUAUCUCUGCAAUGAAAAUCUUUCAUUAAUAUAUACUAUAUAUAUUGUGAAUUAUAUAUAUAUAUAAAACAAAAAAUGUUUAAAUAAAAUAUAUAGAAAUUGAUUAACAAAAAAAAAACAAAAAGAAAAACAAAAAAUGAUAUGCUAAAGUUUUACUUAAAAUACAUUUUUUGCAAUAAUUUAAGAAUAUAAAUAUUUAAUUAAUAAAAUUAUAAAAACAAAAAAUUGUAUAAAGAAACAACAAAAACAACAAAAAAAAAGCAUUGUGAAUAAUUUAAUUAAUUGUAAAACUCGAUAAUUAUUAUCUAAAAUACAAAAAAAAAAAAAAAAAAACAAAAAAUCGCAGGUUUUUAAGUAAAAUUAACAUAGCAUUCAUGCAUACAUACAACUACUCUACUACUACACCUACGACAAGAACAAAAAAAAAAUACUAUCAUUUUUUCCAUUUUUUUGAAUAAGUAAUAAGAAUAAAAUGUGAGUUAAUUUAUACUUAAUAAAAAAAAAAAAACAAAAAAGGAAUCAUAUUAAACAAAACAAAAAAUGAAUUUAAAUGGUGUAAACUCUUUUUCUCUCUUACAACAUAUAAAUAUAUAUAUACACUCUAAAACGACAGGCAGUUUUAUUAUAAACAAUUAUACAACAAAAAAUUAAUAACACAUAAAAAAAAAAAAAAACAAAUUACGACGAAGUGUGAAAAAAUAAACAAAUUUAAACAAAAAAAAAAUCAGUCAACUGAAGGAGAUUUUCAGUAGUUACACUAUAUUAUAUAAAAUACUUGUAAUAUAAUUAUUUUUAUUGCGUUAUUUUUAAAAGUGACUAAAAUAUAAAAUAAAAAAAAAAUUAAAAUAAAUUAAAUUAAAAAUGGAAAAGCAGAAAAAAUAACUUAAUGAAUAAAUUUAGCCGAAAGAAAAUAAUAAAAAAAGAAGUGAACUUUUAAAAAAAUUAUGUGGAAGACGAACAAAAUGAAGUUUUAACUGUGUAAAAUCCUUUUUGAAGAAAUGCAUUCAAAAACCAAAACAAAAAUGAAAAAAAAAAAAAAUAAUAAAAACCGAAAAAAAUAUCUGAAAUUUACGAUUUUUAUUUAAUUUUUUUUCUAGGAUUUUUAAUAUGGAAAAAGCGAUUGAAAUCACGGUUUUGGAAAUAAGUUCCACACCUUGUUGGAACUUAAUAAAAAUGAAAGAUGAAAAUGCGAGAGUAAUACCCUCCUCAUUAACAUUUAUCUUCCCUUUUUUUGUCAUGUGAAAUAUUCACCUUCAGUUUAAAAUUUAAAAUAUUGCUUGUCUUAGGCGGUAACCAUAUUAUUUAUAAGACAAAUAUGGCAAAAUAAAAUGUGUUCCACAAGUGACAUUAAAUUCACCUGUUGUUACGCCAUGCCAUUUAUAUUUAUUUCCUACUAAUGUGAGUUUCCAUUUGCCACAAAAAAUUAAUUAUUUUUGAUCCGAGAUAAAAAAAAAUACUGGGAAAUACUGGUAUCCCAAAUUCUAUUUGUCAAAAGAGAUCAUUUUUUAUUGAUCCAAGAUCAAAUUUUUUAGAUCUCGAUUUUUAACGAGAUUUACACAUAUUUGCACUCACACCGCAGUAUUUGACAUUUAUUUGAACAUUUGUUUUUGUAAAUUCAUUUUUUUCCAUUGAAAAAUUGCUUACACAUAGUUACUAAUAAAAAAAAAAUCAAUUGGCAAUAUCCAUUUGCCACGAGAGAUCAAUGGAUUUGGUACAAAAAUCCCUCUUUCAAAUGGAAAUCGACAUAAGAUAGUUCUCCCCAACUCCAAAAUAUGACGAACUUUCUGAUACACAAAAAGUGUGAAACACGGCACCACUUAACCCUUUGCUUCCUAGUGGUUUCAGCAUGAAACCACCUACUAAUUACUUUGUUAGUGUUUUUUUUACUAAAAAAUGGACUUCUCCUUCUGUACUCUCAGCUCAAAACAUUCCUUAUACAAUGUUAUUACUAGUACAAUCAUUAUUUUUUCAUUUUAGUGUGUAAUUAGAAAAUAUCAAAACUUUUUUCAAAAAAUUUGUGUUUUUUGUCCGGGAGCAAAGGGUUAACCUGUUCACCAACGCCGAUAUCGUAAUACGCAUUCCACUUUUUUCCGAACUCACAUGCCGAAGGUGAAUUUGGGCGUUCUGAAUUUUAAUCAAUUUUCUGAACAAAUUCAAUCGACUUUAUUUUUUAUUUGUUUUGUGAAAUUGGUUUUACAGAAGCAUUCCACGGAAAAAAGGAACUCGGAAUAGUCCAAUAAAAAUGUGCCCUUAAUUAUGAAAGUGGACUAAGUCACUCCUAAAAAUGGCAUCAAAUCUAGCCUAAAAAUAAUUAUUAUUUAAGGGGUAAAGUUUAUUUGAAAGCGAAAUUGCAGUAAAUAAACUUCUUUAUUGCUCCUCUAGUGAUUUCAUAAAUAAAAUUAAAUUAAAUCGUUAUAAGAAAAUUAUUAUGUAAGUUUUUCUUUAAACAAUGCAAAAAGUGACUUAGUCCACUUUCAUAAUCAAGGGCACAGUUAACAAUUAUUUCGCUUAUUUUUUUUCUGACACUCUUAACCGUCAUUUUGUCAUUACGAGGAAAAAUAUUAAAGCACUCCCUUUUCACUUUUUAAAAAGAACAGUUGUCAUGGUUACAUACAUCAGCUAAAUACUUUUGAUCCCAAUUAAAUUAAAUUGAAAUCAAUAUGUUCGAUAUAUCUCAAGUUCAUUUGUUUUUAAUUGCAAAUCUUGAAAUGAUUUGUUCUAUUUGUAUAUCCGUAAGUUUUUUUUUUCUCGGGAUGCAACAAAGCACUAAGACAUAAAGUCAAAAACUGUUAAAAACCUUUCGGACUCCAGAUUCGAACUCAGCGCACAAAAAACCGUUAGAAAUGUAUAAUUUAGUUUUUGUUACAAAAACCUUGUUGACAAGUGCUAUCUAUCAAUAAUUUCAAACAAAUCCAUCAAUCGGCUAUGUCCAGCUCUAUGUACAGACUGACCCUUUUAGUUUGGCAACGAAACGCUUGUUCACAAGCUUUCCGACAAGAAGAACUAACUCUGAAUUUUUUAAGUAACGCUUGAUUUAUUAAUCAUAAGAACUACUUUGAAUUUUUAUAUAUAUGAUUCAAAAAAAUCAGUCAAAAUUCAAAAUUUUCAGCAUCACAUCACAAAAAAAUUAUUUGGCAUUUUUUUUAAACAAUGAAUUUAUCCGCAACAAAAAAAUUAAUACAAGUUUCUGAAGAAAUACAAAAACCAUUGCAUGUUCCAGUUGUUUUGGGGAAUGAGUGUUUCAUUAUAACCCAACAAGACGUUCGAAAGAUUGAAGAUUCACGUUUUAUAUCAUACCACAAACUUGGCCCAAAUGGAGAGCUUAUUCCAGUCGAAACAGUAUAUGGACAGGAUAUUGCCUUGAGAGAUGCUAUCCUCAUUGCAGGAGGCUGUCAAAAUCAACAACAAACUGUAAACCAGCAGCUCCUGGAAAUGCUUGGAAAAUGUUGCGGUCAAAAACAAGAACCACCCAAACCGAUUAAAGCAUCUAUUGCUCAACAAAUGGAAUGGGCCAGUACAUGCAAUAAUUUAUCCCCACCAUUCCCUUUUACCCAUUCAACGUCCACGUCAAUGAGUGAUAUGCCACAUCCAAAAAUCCCAAAAUGCUGUUGCGCUGAAAAUUGUUGUUGCACUUCUCGAAAAUAUUUCACUCAUCAAGGAAGCAACACCAAAGAGAACGACGACAGUGCAGAGCACAUUGAAGGAUCACUCAGUGCUAGACAAAUGCUGAAAAUUCGCAAAUCAAUUGAAGACACAGUGGGACUAUAGUCAAAAUAUAAAAUUCUAUUUAUUCAUUUCCUCUAUUGAUAAAUACAUAUCUUUCAAAAUAAUUUUCAUAUCUUCAAUAA
Molecule: messenger RNA, 7947 nt
Organism: Episyrphus balteatus (marmalade hoverfly)
Lineage: Eukaryota; Metazoa; Arthropoda; Insecta; Diptera; Syrphidae
Gene: gish
Product: casein kinase I
Exons: 18
Coding region: 1238-2767 (509 amino acids)
Biological process (GO): endocytosis; signal transduction; peptidyl-serine phosphorylation
Cellular component (GO): cytoplasm; plasma membrane; nucleus
Molecular function (GO): protein serine/threonine kinase activity; ATP binding
Source: RefSeq, a predicted model, not a curated record